Molecule: messenger RNA, 1995 nt
Organism: Aspergillus ochraceoroseus IBT 24754
Lineage: Eukaryota; Fungi; Ascomycota; Eurotiomycetes; Eurotiales; Aspergillaceae
Gene: tpcI
Product: questin oxygenase tpcI
Exons: 2
Coding region: 1-1995 (664 amino acids)
Molecular function (GO): oxidoreductase activity
Source: RefSeq, a predicted model, not a curated record
AUGGCCAGCUACGCCGUUCUCGGAUCUACAGGGAACACGGGCACUGCUUUGAUUGAAAACAUUCUCCGUGUUCCUACCAACCGCGUCCAUGCCUACUGCCGCAACAAGGCCAAACUCCUGCGACUUGUGCCGGAAAUCGCGGAGAACAAGAGCGUCGAUGUCUUCGAAGGAAACAUUACAGACUUAGAUCUCAUGGUCAAAUGUGUUCGCGGAACCCGUGCGGUCUUCCUGGUGGCCACUACAAACGAUAACGUUCCCGGGUGUCGCAUCUCGCAGGACUCUGUCCAGACGGUCAUUGACGCCUUGAAGACGAUCCGUGAUGAAUCUGACUCCGACAUCCCCAUCCCAAAGCUCGUAUUACUCUCCUCUGCCACCAUUGACCUGCACCUGAGCCGACGGAUGCCUGGAUGGUUCAAGCCGGUUAUGAAAAUGGCCGCGUCGAACGUCUACAACGACCUGAUUGAAGCGGAAAACAUGAUGCGUGAGCAGCAAGACUGGCUCCAGAGCAUCUUUAUCAAGCCCGGUGGGCUCUCUGUGGACAUCCAGCGCGGACAUAAACUGGAUUUCGAUGAGCAGGAGUCUUUCAUCUCCUACUUGGACCUGGCUGCGGCAAUGUUGGAGGCCGCAAAUGACCCGAAUGGAAAAAUCGACCCCAUGUCUGAAACGAUCAUGGGCGCCUCGCAAAUACGCCUUCAGGGCGACAAACUAGGAGAAAAUCUCUACGUCAAUCCUCCACAAGAAGCGAUAGAGCUCACGAAUCGUCUUCUACAAAGAAACCACGACGAGCUUCAUAUCUUCUUCCGCGACCUGAACGGCCAUAACCAUCUCGUGCACAAUCUGUUGACGCGCCUGGUGCUUGGAGCCACCCCGGCCCAGAUCCAGGUUGCCUUUGACGAUGACCUGCCCACACAGCGUGCUAUGCCGCCACUCGACGAGGAGGUCGUGCAGAGGCUCUCGAAUGAAAGCUACUUUUACGAACGCAUCUCCAAAAUCAACCACUAUACCAACUUCCUCUUCUUCUUCCAGAAGCAAAUCAGCCGGAGAGGCUGGAAGGCCGUGGUAAAUGAGUACCUCUUCUCCCGGUCUCGGAUCGCCGAAGCGCUGCUGGCACUCAUGUACGAAGGCGCCUACCACCCGAUUAUCCACCUCGGUCUCGGUAUUGAAUUCGAGCAGCCCAGCAUCAUUGCGGAAGCUCUCGCCCAGGCCGCAGCCCACGAUUCCUUCGGCACAGCCCACUACUUCUCGUCGGCGGAAGAGCGUGCCACCGUGCACGAAACCGGUAGUAUGCCGCUAGCUGAGCUCCUCCAUGACAUCUCAAACACGCCCUCCCUCGUCAGUGUCGGCCGUGCCCAGGGGCUUAUUGGCACUAUGAAGAUGAAGCGUGCGGUCCUCCCGGAUGCCGGAGAGGAUAUCAUCGACAUUGCGGCACGGUUUCGCGUCACACCGGAGACGCUGGAGAAGCGCACCGCGGAAGUGAUCAACCUGGGUGCGUACAUGGCGGGUUCCGCACAGCGGACCGGAUAUGCGCGGAAGAUCGACUUUUUCUUCAUGCAUUGCGUGACCAGCUCCAUCUUCCUCAGUGUGCUUACGCGCCAGGACUGGAUCCGUCUAGAAGACAGAGCCCGCGUGGUGGAGUGGAAGGGAAGACUGGAUUUGAUCUGGUAUGUAAUCUGUGGGCUGCCGGAGCUAGAUAUCCAUGCCGUUGAGAACUACACGGGGACGACCAGCGGAGCAGCAGCCGGGUGGAUGGAGCUCUUCGCCUUGGUCAAUGAACAACACGAUGAUGGACAUGUCGCUAAAUUCGUCCGAGCCCUGAAAAACGGAGAGGAGGUGUGCAGGGAGUUUGAAGACGACGACGAUUUUAUGGUCCAGGGCGAUAUGUGGCUGAAGAUUGCUCGCAUGGCCUACGACAGUACGCAAAACACGACGCCGCAGACCAGUUGGGUGGUGAUGGCUGGUAUGAAUGACGCUUGGGCGCCGGUUCCCAAGCAGUAG